AUGACGAAGAACGCUUCCACUCCAAAUCCAGAAACAAUACGAACGGCUUUGGAGGAAGCCAGGAACAGCGAAGAUGGCCGUAUCGACCCUAGGAUGAUCUCCGUUCUCGAAACAGCUAUUAGUGAAGUCUGGCGCAAGGUACAAGCGGAGCCCGAUACAUAUGUUUUAACCCGUGCCGAGUUUGCGCUCUUCAACUUCUUUCUCAUCCGAUAUCGUGGCCCAGUUGCUCAGCGCGCUGUGGAGCGAUAUUGGAACAAUUUCAACAGACAGCCCCUGGAGAUUACUGCUGGCCUUCGAUCGCCCUCGAAUUUCCUUUAUGACCAGAGACCUUUGGCUCAAAGACGUUUUUUAGUUGCAAAUCUUCGCCCUAAUCAUUUAUACCUUACUUUAUUUCGCCAUUCCGCAACCUAG
Molecule: messenger RNA, 411 nt
Organism: Paracoccidioides brasiliensis Pb18
Exons: 2
Coding region: 1-411 (136 amino acids)
Source: RefSeq, a predicted model, not a curated record